Molecule: messenger RNA, 1608 nt
Organism: Ophidiomyces ophidiicola
Lineage: Eukaryota; Fungi; Ascomycota; Eurotiomycetes; Onygenales; Onygenaceae
Exons: 1
Coding region: 1-1608 (535 amino acids)
Source: RefSeq, a predicted model, not a curated record
AUGGCUCCGCGGCUUCUGCAUCCCGACGAGUACGAGCUCGUGUCCCGGUCGUCCCUGGAUUCCCGAGACAGUUUCGACCUGGACGCCGCAGAUUUCGAAGCUCAAUCCUUGACCAGCCCAAGCUACCCAAAACAGAGAACCUCGCUACUCAAUCGCAUUUUCCUUUCCGUCCCCUUUCUUCGCCAUCAACGCCUCUUCCGCAACCGCAGAAUCCAGUCAAAAUUAAGCUUAAAGAAGUCCCGACGGUUAUGUCACCCUUGCAGGUAUCGUCGCUUGUGCUUUGCUCUACACUGCCUCUUCGCAAUCCUAGGCAUCCUUAUUCUAUUCACACCUAUCUUCCGCCCUUCCUAUACGCAAAGGCCAUCCCAUUAUAAUAUUCUUCGAGACAGUAUCCUAGGCUCCUCGAACCACGGCCGCGGUAAUCCACGCAACGAAAAGGUCUUCAUCGCUGCAAGCAUAUAUGACCGUGACGGAAAACUUGCGCGUGGCCAGUGGGGCAAGAACGUCCUAGAUCUAAUUGACAUUCUGGGACCAGAUAACACGUAUUUAAGCGUGUAUGAGAAUGAUUCCGGGGAUGACUCCUUGAUCGCACUCCGUGAAAUGGAAAAGAAGGUUCCGUGUAACCACUCAAUGAUAUACGAACCCCAUCUGGAUUUGAAGCAUGUUCAGCAUAUAGCCCUUCCAGGUUCUUCCGAACGCGUGAAACGGAUUGCUUUCCUGGCAGAAGUGCGUAAUCGUGCCUUGCGCCCCCUUGAUGAACCAGACCAGGUGAGGUUCGAUAAACUGCUUUAUUUAAAUGAUGUCUUUUUCAACCCAGUAGAUGCUGCGCAGCUUCUUUUUUCCACGAAUGCCAAUGAUGACGGGAAGGCCCAAUAUCGCGCGGCGUGCGCUGUGGAUUUUAUUAACGCCUUCAAAUUCUACGAUACCUUUGCCGCCCGAGAUUUAGAGGGUUACUCUACUGGAGUUCCUUUCUACCCUUGGUUCUCUACAGCUGGUAAAGGUGAAAGUCGUCGUGAUAUAUUAGAACAACGAGAUGCUGUUCGGGUUAGAAGCUGCUGGGGUGGCAUGGUUGCAUUCGAUGCAUCGUUUUUUCAAGCAGUAUCGUCACCGUCUCUUAGUGCUUCACAUAGUGGUAAGAGCGACGUGCGCACCCAAGCGUUUCAUCCGGUCCGAUUUAGAGCGGAAACAGAUCCUUACUGGGAUGCGAGCGAAUGCUGCCUAAUACAUGCCGAUAUUCAAAUCCCACCACACAAAUCCAAGGAGCCCACUAGUACCGGAAUUUAUAUGAACCCUUACAUCCGCGUUGCAUACGACACAUCCACUCUCUCUUGGUUAAGCUUUACUAGAAGGUUUGAAAGGCUCUAUUCUUUGCCUCAUAAUAUUCUGAACCAUCUUGUUGGCAUGCCAUGGUACAAUCCUCGCCGUGAAGAACGGGGAGGCAACAAGGUUGAGCAAAAGGUCUGGGACCCUAAAGGCAAGUCCUACAACAAAGUGAUCCGAACUGCAGGAACAGGCGGCUUCUGCGGACGCCGCGCUUUGCAGGUGAUGAUCACCAAUCCUAAGAAGGGGCAAAAGAACUGGGAAAUGCUACCAGUACCAUCUGAGUAA